Messenger RNA from Olea europaea var. sylvestris, 471 nucleotides. RefSeq lists its product as uncharacterized. The coding region runs from base 1 to 471 and encodes 156 amino acids. NCBI's taxonomy places the organism in Eukaryota, Viridiplantae, Streptophyta, Magnoliopsida, Lamiales, Oleaceae. The transcript has a single exon. The record is from RefSeq and is a predicted model, not a curated record.
AUGAUCAUCAUCUCCUUGUAUGUUGAUGACCUUUUUAUAAUUGACAGCAAUCAGGCAUUAAUUGGAAGUGUGAAAGAAGAAUUGAAAAAGGCAUUUGACAUAACUGAUUUUGGGAAAAUGCAAUAUUUUCUAGGAAAAGAGAUAAAUCAAUCACAAGAAGGAAUUUUGGUAUACCAAAGGAGGUAUGCUAAGGAAGUCUUGAAAAAAAUCAAUAUGGAGAAUUGCAAACCAGUAAGUAUUUCCUUGGUACAAAACUCAAAACUGAUAAAGGAAGAUGGUGGUAAUAAAUCUGAUGAAAAGAUCUAUAGAAGUUUGGUGGGAUGCUUGUUGUAUCUAACAAUCACAAGACUAGAUAUUACAUUUGCUGCAAAUAUUCUGUCCAGAUUCAGACAAGAGCCAAGUAAAUUACACUUUCAAGCUGCAAAAAGAAUUCUUAGAUACAUAAGAGUGAAUGAGGAGCUGGGAAUCUAG